This is a messenger RNA of Acanthosepion pharaonis, 468 nucleotides long. The record is from the annotation of a GenBank genome assembly. NCBI's taxonomy places the organism in Eukaryota, Metazoa, Mollusca, Cephalopoda, Sepiida, Sepiidae.
AUGAAGGUGGAGGUGCCCUACAAUCCUCUGGAGUUCUGUCCCAUCGUCAUUGGGAUUUACUUUGUGCGAGUCUUCCAUGGAGUGCAUGCAAGCCGUAUUGAGGCAUACCCCCCCCCCAAACCAUCAAGACAAAGUCGGGUUUGCCCACAAACUGAAUGUGGCCCUACAUGCAGCCCGCGCCAAACACGGGAACCUGUGGACAUUCGCAAAGCAUUUGACUCGGUCUCCCACAAGGUAAUACUAGGCAUACACCAACAGAAAGGGGUCCUCAAACUCCUUAUGGGGUAUCUGCGGUCCUACUUCAGCACAAGCAGGCUACAGACUGGAAACAACCUGAUCCACCCUAAACAUAGUGGGGUCAAUUGCACACCAUCCCGGUUAUGCUGGGGUGGUCGUUCCGUCGAUAUCUAUUGCAAAUGUGGUAGCAAUGCUCCCAUGAGCCUACCUCACAUUGUCCAAACGCCAUAA